CCUGAAAUUCCCGAGGGAAUGUCCAAGAAGCAAUGGAAAAGACUUCAAAAGAGAAAACUAAUGGAGGAACGUAAGGUUGACAUUGCAAAGAUCCGUCGUGAAAAGAAGAUCAAGGCUAGGGCAAAUCGUCGUGCAAAGAUUGAGGAGCUCAAGGCAAAAGGUGAAGAAAUUCCUGAAGAGCUCUUACACAAGAGACCAAGAGUGCCAUCGGAUCAAAAGAGUAGUGGGGUUUCUCUAAUCAUAGAUUGUGAUUUUGAUGAUUUGAUGAACUACAACGAAAGAGUAUCGUUAAGUACACAGAUCACAAGGCUGUACGGUGCCAAUCGUAUCUCGAAGAACACCGCAGACAUCAGAAUCACCUCCUUUAACAAGGAGUUGAAGAAAAGAUUUGAAGACUGUCUUAUGAACUCCAACUGGCCGCAUUGGGACCACGUGAAGUUCGAAGAGGAGGCAUUUGUUCCCGACGAUCACUAUGUGUACCUCUCUGCAGAUUCUGAUGAGAUUCUGGAAACUUUAGAACCGGGCAUGACAUAUGUCAUCGGAGGCAUAGUUGACAAAGGGCGCCAUAAGGAUCUGUGCAAGGAGAAAGCCGAGAAACUAGGCAUAGUGACGAAAAGACUGCCAAUUGACGAGUACAUCAAGCUGAACGGUAGACGUGUGUUGACGACAACGCACGUUGUCGAACUGAUGCUGAAGUGGUUUGAGUACAGGGACUGGAAGAAGUCAUUCGAAGACGUCCUUCCACAGAGAAAGCUC
Molecule: messenger RNA, 756 nt
Organism: Williopsis jadinii
Lineage: Eukaryota; Fungi; Ascomycota; Saccharomycetes; Phaffomycetales; Wickerhamomycetaceae
Gene: TRM10
Product: tRNA (guanine(9)-N(1))-methyltransferase
Exons: 1
Biological process (GO): tRNA N1-guanine methylation
Cellular component (GO): nucleus
Molecular function (GO): tRNA binding
Source: RefSeq, a predicted model, not a curated record